GGUACUUCAUUUCUGUUUCCUCAGCCCUUUGCUCCUCUGUGCCGCCUCCCUCCCACUGCUCGCAAUCUGGCUCACCCACCGCCACCUCCUCCCCGACAGAAGCUGGAGGCGACAUGGCCCACCACCUCACCUUCCUGUACUUUGCGUACGGCAGCAACCUGCUGAAGGAGCGGCUCCAGCUCAAGAACCCAUCUGCUCAGGUCCACUGCGUGGCCAGGCUGAAGGACCACAGGUUGGUUUUUGGGAACCACAAAGGCCUCGCCAGUGAGCGGUGGCACGGGGGUGUGGCCACCGUGGAGCACAGCCCAGGGGACGAGGUGUGGGGUGUGGUGUGGAAGAUGAGCACGUCUGACCUGGAGUCUCUGGACAGUCAGGAGAACGUGACGUUAGGUGCGUACAGCCCUGUUGAUCUAUCAGUGAAGACCAAAGAGCACGAGAUCCACUGUCGUACCUACAUAAUGAACAGCUGUGUGUACGCCCCACCAUCGCCUCAGUACCUGCAGGUGAUUAUGAUGGGAGCGGAGCAGAACGCUUUGCCGACGGACUACCAGGAGAAGCUGAGAGCUAUCAAGACCAACGCGUUUGAGGGUCCUCUACCCAUGAUGGAUGAAUUGGAGCAAGCCGGAGGGAGAAGCAAAGAGAGGGCCAACCGACGCUCCGACGCCUGAUACACAAGCAGGACCCGGGUCCACUUUGAGUACUAGAAAAGUCCACACUGCGUUCAACCUACUGCUGUAUCAAGUUCACCCCAGCUAGCUGCUUGAGGCAUUGAUGGGUCUGUGGUCUGACUCCAGUUGCCUGUACAGAGGAAUGUGAUCGUCACAUAUCACCAUAAGGAACAAUAAUACAGGUUCAUUUAUU
Molecule: messenger RNA, 861 nt
Organism: Pungitius pungitius (ninespine stickleback)
Lineage: Eukaryota; Metazoa; Chordata; Actinopteri; Perciformes; Gasterosteidae
Gene: ggctb
Product: gamma-glutamylcyclotransferase b
Exons: 4
Coding region: 114-668 (184 amino acids)
Molecular function (GO): gamma-glutamylcyclotransferase activity
Source: RefSeq, a predicted model, not a curated record